Messenger RNA from Xyrauchen texanus (razorback sucker), 4930 nucleotides. Its product is annotated as gastrula zinc finger protein XlCGF57.1-like. The record is from RefSeq and is a predicted model, not a curated record. The transcript is spliced from 3 exons. NCBI's taxonomy places the organism in Eukaryota, Metazoa, Chordata, Actinopteri, Cypriniformes, Catostomidae. The coding region runs from base 91 to 1623 and encodes 510 amino acids.
CUGCUGUCUCAAGUCAGUUUUGAUUCGGAUGAGGAAAGUGAUAAAGAAAUGGUGGAUCAUCUGGGACCUGCGUGACAAACUGCUGUAAAGAUGGAGUUUAGAUAUGAAGACAUGAGUUAUCCAGAAACAUGCAGAAUAAGAAGUGAAGUUGCUGAUGAACAAAGAGAUCUGGAGGAGCGGAAAGAGGAAAGUCAAGAACUAAAUGAAAAAGUGGAGGAGAAACAUCAAUAUCAUAAACCUGAUGAUUUCAUAACUAGUGAAAAAUCUGUUAGUGGCUCAGAGACUGAAAACUCACAAAAAAGAACUCAAAUUUCUUUCACCUGCCAUCUAUGUGGAAAGAGUUUCAUACGUAAAGGAACUCUUGAGAUCCACAUGAGAGUUCACACUGGAGAGAAGCCUUUCACCUGCCAACAGUGUGGAAAGUGUUUCAAACAAAAAGGAAAUCUUAAAAGUCACAUGAGAAUUCACACUGGAGAAAGCCCUUUCACCUGCAAACAGUGUGGAAAGAGUUUCACACAAAAAGGAAACCUUAAAAGUCACAUGAGAACUCACACUGGAGAAAGCCCUUUUACCUGCAAACAGUGUGGAAAGAGGUUCACACAUCAAGGAAAUCUUAGGCAUCAUAUCAGAACUCACUCGGGAGAGAAACCUUUCACGUGCAAUCAGUGUGGAAAGAGUUUCACUCAAAAAGCAAGUCUUAAUUGCCACAUGAAAAUUCACACUAGAGAGAACUGUUUUAUAUGUCUUGAGUGUGGAAAAAGUUUCACAGACAUGGAACACCUUAACCGGCAUGCGAAAAUUCAUACCGAAGAGAAGCCUUUCCCAUGCGACCAGUGUGGCAAGAGUUUCAAAUUGAAUAAAAAUCUCAAGAUUCACAUGAAACAUCACACUGAAGAGAAGCCUUACACGUGCCAUCAGUGUGGAAAGAGUUUCACACAAAAAGGAAACCUUGAGAUUCACAUGAGACUUCACACUGAAGAGAAGCCUUUCACAUGCCAUCAGUGUGGAAAGAGUUUCGCUCACAAAGGAAACCUUAAGGUCCACAUAAGACUUCACACUGGAGAGAAGCCUUACAAAUGUCCUCAUUGUUGGAAGAGUUUCACAUAUCAAAGAGACCUGAAAAGCCAUUUGAAAAUUCAUUCUGGAGAGAAAGAGUGUUCUGAGUGUGGGAAGAGGUUUGUAGAUAUUAACAAUUUCAAAAACCAUCAGCGUAUUCACCCUACGCAAAGGCCAUUUAAAUGUGAUCAGUGUGGUAAAAAUUUUUGUUUGCCAUCACACUUAAAGAUACACAUGAGGAAUCAUGCAGUUGGAAGACCCUAUUUGUGUUUUUUGUGUGGAAAGAGUUUUAAAAUGCUCUGCCAUUUAAAAUCACACAAGAGAAUGCAUACCAUUUUCAGUGCUUUUAAGAGAGCAAACUAUUUGAAACGGUACCAAAUAAUCCAUCAUGCCAAAAAACCUGAUAAGAGUUCACAUAGUGGGAAGAGUUUCACUGCUUCAGAAAAACAGAAAACACAAGAAAGUGUGCAUACUGGAAAGACAUCAUACAACUGCCCUUCAUGUGGGAUGAAUUUCAGCACAUCAAUCUAUCUUCUGGCUCAUAUAAAGAAACAUUGUUCAAAGUAGUCACAAAAAGCAAAGAUCAUUUUUUUUUUUUUUUUAUCCAAGUGUUGCUAGUAAAUAGUGUGAUAUUAAGGUGUAGCGGAAGAUGGAAUUAAUCCCAAAUGGGCAAAUUUACCUGUAGUGAAGAAGUUUGUGCUUAUUCAAGAAAGCAAGUGGAGGUCAACAUAUAUGUUGGGGACAAACAUAGUAUUUAAUUAACUAAAUGUUAAUUUUAUAUUCAUCCAUGUACUUAACAGUUGUAAGGAUAACAUUAAGGAAUAUUUAAAGGAGUAAUUUAGCCAAAAAUGAAAAGUCUGCCAUUUUUAUACCCAUAUGACUUUUCUUUUCAUGGAACACAAAAGGAUGUCAUGAUUGCUGGUUCCCUUACAAUAGCAAUGAAUAGGGCUAACAAAGCACCCAGAAGUGUCAUAAAAGUAGUCCAUGUGACUUGUUUGUCAUGUUUCAAGUUUGCUGAGGGUGUAUUUGUAUGAAAAGGCCAACAUUUAGUUCACCCAAAAAAGGCAAAUUCUCUCCUAAUUUACUCAAACUCAUGCCAUCCCCGAUGUGUAUGACUUUCUUUCAUCAGCAGAACACAAACAAAGAUUUUUAGAAGAAUAUUUCAGCUCUGUAGGCCCAUCCAAUGCAAGUGAAUGGAGACCAGAAUUUGAAGCCCCCAAAUGCACAUAAAGGCAGCAUAAAAGUAAUCCAUACAAUUCCAGUGGUUAUAUCAAUUACUUCAGAAGUGAUAUGAUUGGUUUGGGUGAGAAACAUCAAAAUUUUAAGUCCUUUUUUUACUCUAUAUGUCCACUUUCGCUUUUACAUCUGAAUGUCACAUGUGGUGCCUGUUUAGUUCCGACCGAUCUCACUGAGAUCGGAAAGAGUAGAUUGAAAUUUUAUUAUCUAAAAUCGGCGUAUACUUACCAAAAUUCGUUUUUUACUUUUAACAAGUUAAAAAUAGAACAAUUACUUUUUUAACAAACUUUUAUUCAGUGCAAAACAGUCUUGCUUGUGAUUAUAUUGUUUAAUUUUUACUACAAUUACAUUAAUUAUUUAUUACAGUGAGGAUUACAUUUUACUAUACAGUUAUAAUAUAUUUAUGUUGCAAUUUGUUCAAUUUCAGGCGUUUAGCUUUUAUUAUGAAUCGUGCUUUUAUUUUGACGUGUAUUUUUGACUGAAGUUUAACCUCUCCGGAUAAACAGUUUGCUAAAUGGCUCCGUGUGAUCGUAAAAGCUUAUUCAGACAAAUAUUGCAACAUUUAGUGGUUUAAUCAUCACACUAGGACAUUUCAUGAUUUUAAUUUGAUUAUUUGUGCAUUUCAGUGUAAAUGGAGUAACAGAGCGCACACUCAAAUAAGCAUCUGAGCAUUUGAAGAAGUCGUGUGUCAGUAAGACAGUGUGCAAGUAACAAAUUGAGUCGGUGCUCGAUACAACCGGUACUGUAGAAACACUGGUUACAUCUUUUUUUAUUUUAGUACCGACUUGGUACGGAAGUACCGGUGUUUUUGACAACACUAUCACCUAUCAUAUCGCUUCUGAAGAUAUGGAUUUAAACUAUAUGGAGUCUUAUGGAUUACUUCUAUGUUUGCUUUAUGUGCUUUUUGGAGCUUCAAAGUAUCGGUUACCAUUCACUUGCAUUGUAUGGACCUACAGAGCUGAAAUAUUCUUCUAAAAAUCAUAAUGUGUGUUCUGCAGAAAGUAGAAAGUCAUACACAUCUGGGAUGGCAUGAGGGUGAGUAAAUUAUGAGAGAAUUAAAAAAAUUUGUGUGAAUUAUCUCUUUAAAGGAAUCUUCCAGGUUCAAUACAAAUUAAGUCAUUUGACAGCAUUUGUGAUAUAAUAUUGAUUGGUUGAAAAACCAGAGGGAGGGGACAUGUCAAUGAGAAUGUCAUCUUUGAAAUUUUAGUGUGGAAAUUCAGAUGACGGUGUAAUUCGUAUUUAAUGAAGUCUCAGAUUCUUAAACUGUUGACUAAAAAUUAUUAUUUUAACUGAAUUUAAUUUAAUCGAAAUAAUUAACUCUAUUGACAAUUUAUAGUUUUCAGUCUUGUUAUACAAUUAACUGGAGGCAUUAGUAUAACUGUCAGAUAUUGUGCUGUAUGGCUAACAUUAGCUAACAAAUAACAAGUGUUGUUCGGACACUGAAGCCUCUUGUUUCGGAGCAUAUUUUCCAGAGGGUCAUAAAAGAAUUACAUAAUGUGAACAGAUUGUCCAUAUUUUUAAGUCAAGGUUGUAAAAUUGAUUACAGGCUUGCUAAUGUUACCAGUUGUAUUGCAUUAUUCAGGUAGAUAUUCCAGCUAUUCCAAUAAUUCUAGAUAGACUACAGCCUAUUUUCAUUUUUUAUUAUCCCCUUUUAUCCCAAUUUCGAAUGCCCAAUUCCCACUACUUAGUAGGUCCUCGUGGUGGCGCGGUAGUUCACCUCAAUCCGGUUGGUGAAGGACAAGUCUCAGUUGCCUCCUCUUCUGAGACAGUUAAUCCACGCUUCUUAUGACGUGGCUCGUUGUGCACGACACCGGAGACUCGCAGCAUGUGGAGGCUCAUGCUACUCUCUGCCAUCCACGCACAACUUAACACACGCCCCAUUGAGAGUGAGAACCACAAAUCACGACACGAGGAGGUUUCAUCAUGUGACUCUACCCUCCCUAGCAAUGGGACAAUUUGGUUGCCUAAGAGACCUGGCUGGAGUCACUCAGCACACCCUGGAUUAGAACUUGCGACUCCAGGGGUGGUAGUUAGCAUCAAUACUCGCUGAGCCACCCAGACCCCCUAUUUAUGUGUGACUUUAGUGCGUAAAUGCAGUGAGUUUAUGCACCCAUCUCUGGGAUCUCUACAGACAUCCCUUAUCCCGUGCGAAUCGAAAACAUACAACAGACGUAAUAAUUCAUCUUUAAGUCACACGUAGAAAACGUAUCACGUCCAAAUAUGGUUUUACUUAAUUGCACAGUUGUUGGAUAUGGUAAAUGCAUUCAGUCUGACUAGAAAUGGCUAUAACGUAUCCCCUCCGGAGAUAAUAAUGUACAAAUUUCCCACCCCCACUCAGCAAAAUGCACCUUGUUGAUUUGCCACAAAAAUACAAUCUGUGUUACAGUGAGCCACUCACAAGUCACAAUGGAAGUGGGCAAUUUAUGAACAUUUGAUAUAAAAAUAACUCUCACUGUAGUAUUCCAGCAUUUGUCUUUUAUCCAAAACUACUAAAUGUGUAUAAUGUGCAUAGUUACUAGAAAUUAAGGGACCUUUUACAAUGUACAGGAAACAAAUGGGAUUCAUAUUAUACAUUUUUGUUUUUGCUUGAUGCUGCAUUCAUAUUAAUUGAUUUCAGUUAUUCAGAAAUUAAACAAUA